UAAGACAAAAGACCAAAGAAUCUUUUUUCAUUAAUGCCCUCAACUACCCAUCAACCUAGUUAGACCACCCGAGCUCCUCUAUCUGUCAUUCAACUUACUACCCAUUCUUACAUAUUUUAUUUAUGUUUUCAUCCAAACACAUGAUCUAAUCAUUUCCCCUCAUUGGCUCUGUUUACUUCAUUUCUAAGGUCCCUAAUUAAUUAUCUCCCUUCCCUUCAAUCUUCAAAACCUCAUUAAUGGCUGACUCUCAACAUUCCUCUUCUGGUAAAACUUAUGUCAACUCUCAAGAAUUUAGUUCAGAGGAGGAAACAAGUGAAGAAUCAAAGCUUAAAUUCUCUGAAGAUGAGGAAACACUUAUAAUUAGGAUGUUUAAUCUGGUUGGAGAGAGGUGGGCUUUAAUUGCUGGAAGAAUCCCUGGUAGAACAGCUGAAGAAAUUGAAGAGUACUGGAAUACCAGGUAUUCAACGAGUGAAUGAGAAAAAAAAAGGACAUUUUUAAAGAAAGGGGCAAAAUUUGAGGGACUGGAUGGCAAUUAUGGGCAAGAGAGCAAUGAUGGGUAUUUGUUGUAGUCACCAAAAAAGGGUCAAGAAUAUGGUAUAAUCGGUUCAACCCGACUUAGAAAAUUGAGCAUUGUUGUUUGAUGUUUUGGGGUUUUCUCUUGUUUUGAUGAACUUUUACUAUGGGGGGGAUGUUUCCGUGGCUUUAUAUAUACUUUCAAUAGCCCAAGGAUGUUUCUUAGUUUAUUAUGUGUGUUUUUUAUCCAUUUAGUCUUCAAGUUUUAAUUUUUCAGCAUUUGGGAAUGAAAUUGUACAAAAAGCAAAAAUGCUUGAAUCAUAAA
This is a messenger RNA of Gossypium arboreum, 838 nucleotides long. RefSeq names its product MYB-like transcription factor ETC1. Gene Ontology annotation, molecular function: transcription cis-regulatory region binding. The transcript is spliced from 3 exons. The record is from RefSeq and is a predicted model, not a curated record. Gene Ontology annotation, cellular component: nucleus. Gene Ontology annotation, biological process: cell differentiation. Lineage: Eukaryota; Viridiplantae; Streptophyta; Magnoliopsida; Malvales; Malvaceae. The coding region runs from base 237 to 476 and encodes 79 amino acids.